Messenger RNA from Stylonychia lemnae, 2208 nucleotides. The record is from the annotation of a GenBank genome assembly. Lineage: Eukaryota; Ciliophora; Spirotrichea; Sporadotrichida; Oxytrichidae.
AUGUCUUUAUUCGGAGCUACAGGCGGUGGAAUAUUAGGCGCUGGAAGUUCUGCUGGUGCUGGAGGAGGAGGACUUUUUGGAGGAAAGGGACCGAAUACCCCUUCUCUCUAAAAAACAGUAAGCUCAACAAAUCUUCUAUAAGAUAUCACAAGCAAGUCAAAUGGAGGAAGUAAAUUCUUCCCGGGGCCUGGAACUCUUUCAGGAAAUACUGGAGCAUCAACCAGUACUUAAAAUACAAGUCUGACAUCAACAGGAGGCAGUAGCUUAUUUGGUGCACCUACAGCCACUACAACAUCUACUGGUACAACUGGUCAAACUUCCUUAUUUGGGCAAUAAGCUGAAAAUCAACCUCCAGCUGGUGGUGGUCUUUUUGGCUCAGCAGCAACAUAAUAAUAGCCAGAUCUAUCAAAACAAACUUCUUUGUUUGGAGGUACCUCUACUCAGUUACCUUCAGCAUCUCCAUCACUCUUCAAUUAGCAAUCAUAAUAGAAUCUUUCUCCAAUUAAAACUGGAGGACUCUUUGGAGGUGGAGCUGCCACAGGUCAAACAAGUCUGUUUGGUCAGACAGCAACUUCUAAUCAGCCUUAAGGAUCAAGCAUAUUCGGAGCAACUCCACAAUAAACUGCUCUAGGUGGUUCUAUAUUUGGAGGAAAUUAACCAGCAGCAGGAAGUUCACUCUUUGGAAAUCAACAACAAUAAUAAUAAUAAACAGGAUUAUUUGGCUAGCAACCAAGCUAGUAAAUGCAGCAGUAAUAGUUUGCAUAGUAAAAUGGGCAACUUGAUCCAAACAUGAUUUCUCAAAUGUUCUUUUAAGUAAGAGAUCCCAAGGAUGCAACAGAUAUUUUAAGAAGAGUAAUGGCCUUAAGGCCAAUUAAUCAGCCAAAGAUAGACUUAGCUUCCACUAACCCUUACAAGUCAAGAAUGGUAAAGGACUUAGGACCAAAUGAAAAACAAGUAGCUUUAGAAAUUUAAUAAAGAUUGGACAAGUAGAAGGAAAUCAAAGGAAACAUUCCCUAGCAAAUGAGCACUAUUAAGACUUAAAUUGAUCUUUUGAGAUCAAAUAUGACAAUAGGGGUCACUGAUAUCUAAAUUCAUUACAAAAGAGCUUUGCUUACCAAAGUUUAGAUAUAAAAUCUUUAAAACGAGGUCAUGAAGAUAGCAAAGCACAGAGAACAAUUGUUAAAAGGCAUUACUUAAUAUGACAAUCAAGAUUACAGAGAGAAUAUUAAGGCUCCUUUCAAAUUUUUCCAAAACCUUCACUAGGAGCACACUAAAAUCCUAGAAUAGUUAAACUUCAAAUUAGAUGAAGCUACUGGGGUAGUAGACUAUAUCAGCAAAAAUAAGACUUAGAAUGAUAUAGAGUCUUAGUAGACUUCAACUAAGUAAAAGGUUUUCGAAGUAUUAAAGCUAAUUUAUCAGUAGUAAAAAGAUAUCGGUCAACAAUUAUUCAAGAUUGAUUAGUGUGUGAAGAUUCUCAGAACAGAAUUUACAAACUAAAUGAUAAAAAACGGUAUUAACUUUGUAACUCGUGAAGAUGUUGACGCUAUCUUUAAAAAGUAUGGCAAUUUUGAACUAGAUAGAGCUAUCAAAGAAAUUGAGUAGAAGGCCACAUCCAAAUAAUUAUCGAGUCAAUUUGAUAGCUUACUUAAUCUAAAGAAAGAUGCUGCUGGCAAAGAUUAAGCAGUUAAAUAGAGUAACAGAUUAAGUGCUAUUGUAUUUAGACAAGGAGAGGAAUUCUCAUCUAUCAUUAGACAAGCUCCAUCUUAACUUGAGUCAGUUCAAGGACUUGUUGGUUAGAAGAGAUAAUCAGCCUAGCCAAUUAGCUCUAGUUAUAUUGAUGAAGGCAUUAAUCCUCUUGGCCCACUUUAGUAUAUCAAGAAAGAUGAUUAGGAGGACUUUUAAUACUUCAAAUCAUCAUCAUUAUUCAGGACUAAAUCUCAGCUUAAUUCUGUGAAAGGAAAAUAGUAUUUUGUAGUGAACUAGCCAGAGAGAUUCAGACCAUCAUAGACAAAGAGAUAAAUUAAAGCUCUUGCUCAUCUGAACUAGAGAUAUGGCGGAGAAGCAGCUUCUUAUUAACCAUACUAGCAACCCAGCAAAAGAAGAUCAACUUUUCAAUCGAUUAGCACCAUGGAUAGCUAAUAUGCAUAUGGGCCAUAUAGAGGAGAUUCAAUGAACAAAUCCUCAAGAACAAUGAUUAAUCCAAUUUGA